UGGGAGCCGGUACCGGGCUACGAACCCAGUAUCUACCAGCCUUAUGUUCGAUACCGAGAAGUCCCGACUUUGUUUCUAAUGUGUGAUGACGUCUUCAGAAUGGUGACGUAAAAUCAUUGUACUGUUACAUCACCAGGGUAACAUAUUGCAAUUGUUGAACAUGACCGCAGCCAUGUACAGCGUUUUACUGUUAGUUACAGUGUUAGUUCUACAACCUAUAGCCGGGCUUAGUGAAGAAAAGCCCGUGGAUUCCGUGAUGGAGCCCCAAGAACUCCCGGAGCAGUGGCGAGAGUUUGAUAACGAGCACGCAGAUCUCGACUAUGGUUCCACAGAUAUGAAGCCUGAUUCCAAGAAGAAAAAGUAUCCCGUAAAACCACCCGCUAUGUCUCAAGAAGUCAACAAAGAUGGUAUGUGUAAUUUCCAUUUGCGCCAAUGUUUGUCUAUGGUUGUCAAUAACAAUGAUAUUUCCAGGCCGGAAUUUAGGAUUAAUUAA
Molecule: messenger RNA, 493 nt
Organism: Gigantopelta aegis
Lineage: Eukaryota; Metazoa; Mollusca; Gastropoda; Neomphalida; Peltospiridae
Exons: 3
Coding region: 161-493 (110 amino acids)
Source: RefSeq, a predicted model, not a curated record